Knipowitschia caucasica is the source of this 4719-nucleotide messenger RNA. The record is from the annotation of a GenBank genome assembly. Lineage: Eukaryota; Metazoa; Chordata; Actinopteri; Gobiiformes; Gobiidae.
AUGGCCAACGAUAAUGAGGAACCACUUCUCGUCCGGCUCUUCCUCUCUCCGUCCACGAGCCUGUGCGCUGCGUGUGCUCCAUGCAGGGCACCGGCUUCUCCCUGCCCCAGCGGCGUGGGAGGGCGCCCCCCGCUGGCCAAAGUGGUGACCGGAGACAUCCUGGUCGACAUCACAGGGAGGAACGUGUCGGAAUACCUGCUCUACACCUCCGACCGACUGCGGCUGCACAGAUACGGAGGUCUGACUGUGGGGAACAUUCAGAAGUCUGUCCCUGCUGCGUUUGGGAACAAGGUCCCUCCACUGGUACGAAAGAUCGCGGUCCGACGAGCGGCUCAGGUGCUGUACAAUAACAAAGGCUACCACAGCAUGCCCACUUACCUGAACGUGCUCAACAACGCCAUCCUCAGAGCCAACCUGCCGCCGUCCAGAGGAAACCCGGCGGCCUACGGCAUCACGCUGACUAAUCACCCAAUGAACCGGACCAGCGCCAGUCUGUCCUUGGACUAUCUGCUGCAGGGCACAGACGUGGUCAUCGCCAUCUUCAUCAUCGUGGCCAUGUCCUUCGUCCCUGCUUCCUUCGUCGUCUUCCUCGUCUCAGAGAAAUCGUCCAAAGCCAAACACCUGCAGUUUGUGAGCGGCUGCGACCCGGUCAUCUACUGGCUCUCCAACUACGUGUGGGACAUGUUGAACUACCUGGUCCCAGCCACCUGCUGUGUGUUCAUCCUGUUUGUGUUCGACCUGCCGGCGUACACGUCCCGGACCAACUUCCCCGCCGUGCUCGCCCUCUUCCUGCUCUACGGCUGGUCCAUCACUCCCAUCAUGUACCCGGCUUCUUUCUGGUUUGAAGUCCCCAGCACGGCCUACGUCUUCCUCAUUGUCAUCAACCUCUUCAUCGGAAUCACAGCCACGGUCGCCACCUUCCUCCUGCAGCUGUUUGAACACGACAAGGACCUGAAGCGUGUCAACAGUUACCUCAAGUCCUGCUUCCUGAUCUUCCCCAACUACAACCUGGGCCACGGCCUUAUGGAGAUGGCCUACAACGAGUACCUCAACGAGUACUACGCCAAGAUCGGUCAGUUCGAUAAAGUCAAGUCUCCGUUCCAGUGGGACAUUGUGACCCGGGGUCUCGUUGCCAUGACGAUAGAAGGUUUUGUGGGGUUCCUCAUCACGCUCCUCUGUCAGUACAACUUCCUCCGCAAACCUCCCCGUGUUCCGGUGAGCGUUCAGCCCAUUGACGACGAUGACGAAGAUGUGGCGUGUGAGCGGAGGAGAGUCCUGCGUGGAGACGCGGACCAGGACGUGCUGAAGAUACGGAACCUCACCAAGGUGUACAAGUCUCGUAAAAUGGGUCGUAUCGUGGCCGUGGACCGCCUCUGUCUCGGCGUCCGUCCCGGCGAAUGUUUUGGUCUGCUGGGAGUGAACGGAGCCGGAAAAACCUCCACCUUCAAAAUGCUCACGGGAGACGAGAGCACGACCGGAGGAGAGGCCUUCAUCAGCGGAAACAGUGUGCUGAAGGAGCUGUUGCGUGUUCAGCAGAGUAUCGGAUACUGUCCUCAGUUCGACGCCCUGUUCGACGACUUGACGGCCAGAGAGCACCUGCAGCUCUACACUCGCCUGCGGGGGGCGCCCUGGAGCGACCAGUCCAGGGUGGUGGAGUGGGCGCUGCAGAAGCUGGAUCUGUGUGAAUACGCAGACGAGCCGGCCGGGACGUACAGCGGCGGAAACAAACGCAAACUGUCGACCGCCAUCGCCCUGAUCGGCUUCCCCCCACUCAUCUUCCUCGACGAGCCCACCACAGGAAUGGACCCUAAAGCUCGUCGGUUUCUAUGGAACCUCAUCCUCGACAUCAUCAAAACAGGACGCUCCGUGGUGCUGACGUCACACAGUAUGGAAGAGUGUGAGGCCCUCUGCACGCGGCUCGGCAUCAUGGUCAACGGACGCUUCAAGUGUUUGGGAAGCAUCCAGCACCUCAAGAACAGGUUUGGAGACGGGUAUAUGAUCACAGUGAGGACCAAAGCCAGUAACAAUGUGAAGGAAGUGGUUCGCUUCUUCAACAGAAACUUCCCCGAGGCACUGCUCAAGGAGCGGCACCACACUAAAGUCCUGUUCCAGCUGAAGUCUGAGCGCUUGUCCCUGGCCCAGGUCUUCAGCAAGAUGCAGCGCGUUGUGGAUCUGCUCGGGAUCCAAGACUAUUCCGUGAGCCAGACCACACUGGACAAUGUAUUUGUGAACUUUGCAAAGCAGCAGAGCGAUAACCUUGAUAACCAGCAGGAGGUAGCGCCCCCUGCUGCCGGACAGUCUCCUUUGCAGCGGAUCCUGAGUCUGUUGAAGUCCCGCUCGGUCCAGACUGAACUGUCAGCUUUGAUCAGUGACGCACCGGAGGAGAUCAGUGACGACGAGGGGCUCAUCAGCUUUGAGGAAGAGCGGGCCUCAGGUCAAGCCAUAGACCCAUUUGUUGGUGUACAAUUAAUGAAAAUUGGUCUGAAGGAGUACUGUUAUAAAUUUGCGGUGCAUCAAAUUGACAAGGAGAUUUUUUGUCAGCUGACUGAGAGGGACUUGGAUGAGCUGAUCCCAGUCGUCGGCCACAAAAUCAAACUCAGAAACCAUCUGGAGAAAAUUAAGAGAGAAAACAAAGAUAGAAUCGGAGGCAGUGCCCAGCCCUCUACCAGUCGGACACCAGAACCUCAAACUUCAUCUGCUGGAAAGAGGAAACUAGAUCCAACACUAAAUGCAAACGAAAGACAAAAAAGACAAAAACUUGAGAAAAACCUGGAUGCCGUCAAAUGCAUAAUGGCUAAAGUCAAUAAGAAGAUCACGGACGCAGGAGGGGAUGAUGGCUCUAUUUUAACGUUUUUAAGGGAGAAGAUAAGGGAAUUGAAGACAGAUAAGAAGGAGCAGAUUGGAGUCUUUGGUCGUACCGGGGUAGGAAAAAGCUCCCUAAUCAACGCUGUUAUUGGCAAAGAGAAACUGCUUCCUACUGAUAUUGGCAAGGCCUGUACUUCAGUCAUUAUAAAACUAGAUGCCAAUAAAAAUGACAUGAAGUACAAGGCAGAGGUGGAGUUCCUCUCUCAAGAAGAGUUUGAUGACUUGCUGUUUUCUGCUGAAACUGCAGACCAUCGAGGCUUUGAUGAUGAGAGUGAAGUUAUCAUUGAAAAGAUGACUGCUCUUUUUGGAAAUGACUGGAACAUUCCACUAGACACAUUAAAGAAAUCCAGCAAAUAUAAAGUAGUAUCCGAGUUUAUCAAGAAUAAAAAAGAAUUUCUGUCCAAUGAGUCGUCCGCAGAACUAUCAAGGAACCUUCAAAAAUACACCAAAAACAUAAGCGACCCAUCACAGAUUAUGUUUUGGCCAGUGGUGAACUGCGUCACAAUUCAAGUUCCAGAAAAUGAGCUUCUGCAACACGUGACACUGGUGGAUUUGCCUGGAACAGGAGACAGCAACAAGACGAGGAAUGACAUGUGGAAAAAGAUGGUCAGCUGCUGUGGAACAGUGUGGGUGGUAACUGAAGUGACUCGUGCCGCCUCAGAGAAGGAGACCUGGAACAUCCUUCAAAGUGCCAGCAAAUACCUGGGGAAUGGAGGAGUAUGUCGGAACAUUCACUUCAUCUGCACCAAGUCGGACUCUGCCGAAGGGGAACUCUCACCGGAAAAAUUCAAGAAUGAAAUCUCACAAAACAAAGAUGUUCAACACAUUAAGAGUCAAUUUGAAGAGAACUGCUUUAAAGUAUUUAUUGUGAGCUCUAAGAAGACAAAAUCAGCAGCAGUUAAUGAGAUAGUUAAACUCCAGGCUUUUCUUCAUAGUCUGAAUGACCGGAAAGAACUUGUGUCAAAUUAUAUAUCCUCAGCCUACAGCAUCCUGGCUCUGAUGGUGGGUGCGCGCUUUGGAAAUGUCCAACAGAAAAUGGCACUGUAUCAAGAGCUCUGUGGCAGAAAAGACUGUAAGAUCGAAGGGAUUAUAAAGAAGAUGGAUCAAGUAUUCCAGGACUUUAAAACAACUCUCACAGAAGGAGUCAACAGGGCCAAAGAAGAAGGGGAAAGCACCAUGGAACGCAAGAUUCGUGACAUGGGAAACAAUUUUUCAACGGUUCAAAGUGUUAUGAAGAAAAACGGCAACCACAGAACAGGAAAAGGAAAGCAAAUCAACCUAAACACAGCCAUUUCCUUCUUUCUAACUAACAGCAUCGACUUGAAAUUCAGAACGGCCUUUCCAAAUUCUGGAAAAGAUGGACCCUUCUAUGGCAGCAUUCACAGUUUUUCACUUGACUGUGGCCAGUUGAUGGAAAAUAACCAAGAAGUUAAACUCCUGCUUAUAUUUAUUAAAAGAGAGGAAGAGAAACUGAAGACAAAACUCUGCAAUGAGAUACGCGAAAGGAAGAAACAAAUCUACAAUUGUCUGACAGAAACUGUGGAUGACAUGAUGAAGGAAGGAUAUGAGUCCGCCUGUAGAGAGGCAGUUGGCGAGGGUACGGUGAGGCGCAUGCAGGGAACCUUUUUGAGAUUCUUUUUGGAGAAAAAAGACGAUAUCUCUGAAGUAGCCAAAGAGAAAAUGUUGCUGGAGAUGAAUGACCUUAUGUGUUACAUCACAAAGACUAUCCAUGAUGACCUGCAGAGGGCAAUGCACCUGUCACUGAUAAACGAGGAGAUGACUGUACCAGAUGUCCAAGGGGAAUUCACAGAGGUGGAGGAAUAUAUUGAAACAGAAGCAAAGAUGAUGAAAUAA